GAAAACAUUUUUUCAUCAAUCAAUCACAUUUAUGGCAUUUGGCCAAAGCUCUUAUUCAGCAACUUUUUUAUCUCUUUUAUACACCUGAGUAGGUGAGGGUUAAGGUUAGUCUCAGUAACCCAGCAGUAGCAGCUUGGCAAUGCUGACAUUUGAACUCGUGGACUUCUGAUCAGUAGUCCAAUGUCUUACCCACUGAGCUACCCCUGCUCAUAUUACUCCCGCUUGGUGAAGCGCUGUAAAUACAUGUUUCCCACUAGGAAGUUGCACAUGAAUGACCCCUCAAGUCAUAAUUACGACUGGGAAACUCAGAAAUAAUUUUGAUACCCGAGUUUCCGAGAUGGGAGGAGUCUUAAGCAUUAUUGCAUUUCUCGUUAAACGCAAAAAUUAUCUGGCUGCGCUGGGAGCUUACAGACUUCUACCAAGUAUUUUUUAGUUUUGUUUUUUUUCAUCUCCUAGCUGAGGUGGGGGGCAGAGUGAAGGGGCAUUGGGGAGUGUGUAUAAAAUGACUGACAGGAGGUAAUCUGACAUCUGCGUUCAGAGCACACGCGCACACACACACACACACACACACACACACACACACACAAUCAUGGCUGAUAUCUUUCUCUUCUUCACCUCUUUCGUUGACCUGCUGAGUGUUUUCAGACCGUAUUACAGGUAAAUUAAUUUUAUAUUGUGUUUAUUUGAGUUGUUAUCUGUGUGUGUGUGUGUGUGUGUGUAUGUGGGUGUGGGUGUGUGUGUGGGUGUGUGUUUCAUCUCAACCUAUUUUCCUCUUCAUUCAAAAGAGCUCUGUGAGCUAAACCGUUCAUCACUUUAUCAGUUGAUUCAGCUGUCCAUGUGGACUAGAAAUGCGAACCAGAAAGCAGAGAUGUGAAGAAAUCCGUUUCUGUCAGUUGGGAUCCAGGAGAAGGAGGUGGAAGCUGGAGACGGCUGUUCUGCUCACCACGGCCAUUCUGUGUUUGUUAUUAUUUCUGCGAAUAGACAUUCAGAACAAGAAAUCACAAAACACAACUGACAAACCAAAGUUCAAACCUGAACCUCAGACAUCACCAGACCUGUUCCUGAGAUCAGCAAACAAAUGUGAGCGAAAUUCGUCUGCAUCCAACAUUACAGGCUUUUCCACUUUACCCAAACACAUCCAAGAUUUCCUGUUUUACCGCCACUGUCGGCAUUUCCCUAUGCUGCUCAACAUUCCUGGGAAGUGCGGCAGUCCAGAGAACACUGCAGAUGUUUUCCUGCUGCUGGCCAUCAAAAGUUCUCCACCCAACUACGAGCGGCGGGAGGUUCUGCGAAAAACGUGGGCUUCUGAGAGGCUUCAGAGUGGCGUGUGGAUCCGCACUGUGUUCAUAUCUGGAACCACAGGAGACAGGUUCGAGAAGAAAAGACUGAACAAACUCCUGCAGCUGGAGAACCGCAAGUACCAGGACAUACUUCAGUGGGACUUUGAAGAUUCCUUUUUCAACCUUACACUGAAGCAGGUCCUAUUCCUGGAAUGGAUGGAGAGGUUUUGUCCCAAUGUGCACUUUCUCCUCAACGGAGAUGACGACAUUUUCGCCAACACAGACAACAUGGUGCAGUAUCUCAAAGGGUUAGAUGAUAACGCUGGAAGCAAACAUCUAUUUAUCGGCCAGUUGAUCGAAAACACGGAUCCGGUCCGUUUCCAGGCCAGUAAAUACUACGUCCCGGUCCAAGUCUAUGAAUCAGAUAAGUAUCCUCCCUACUGCAGCGGAGGCGGCUUCCUGUUGUCUCGUUUCACUUCCAGAACCAUCUACAACAUGUCUCAUUCCAUCACCCUGGUCCCCAUCGAUGAUGUUUACAUUGGAAUGUGUCUGGAAAAGGCUGGACUUAAACCCUUGUCUCAUAUGGGAGUGAAGCCACUGGGCCUGAACAUUCCCUCAGUAAAGCUGGACCCCUACAGUCCAUGCUACUACCGUGAGGUUCUCCUGGUCCACAGGUUCCUCCCACACCAGAUUUUUAUUAUGUGGAAUGAAGUCCAUCGACAAGAUUUGGUUUGUGGAAAGAAAGCACUUAGUGAGCAGAAUGACACAAACAUGUGACACAAAAAUGAAACAAAACAAUAAAUACCAAAACAGAGGCUGAUGACACGUGCUGGUUAUGAACAUCAUUAUAGAGCAGUUACUGAGUAAAAAAUAUUACUCACUGUCAAAUUUAACACAACUGCACUCUAGUGAUGUUCAUAAACAGGGUGAUUGGCUAUAAUUCCGUAAUUUAAUUUAAUCGUUUCAACCUCAAAAUCAGCUAACGUUUGUUUGAUCACUUUUUACUGGCUCCCAACUGCUAUGAUGAGACCAAUCAGAAUCCAGCUAACUCACUACACUCUGCGCUCAGUGGAAUGUCAUUUUAUUAGCACCUUAUUUUAAUCAUUUUCACUAGAAAGGUCAUAAAGAUUUUAUGGAAACAUUAAUAAUAUGGUGAGGUUGACUUACGGUAGAUUGUGCUUUAAGAAAUAACACACUACAGACAGUGCAGUUAGAGGAAAAUGGAUUAUUUCCCCAUAACAGCACGUAUUUUAUUACUCUUAUACCACAAUUCAAUUCAAUUUUAUUUGUAUAGCGCUUUUAACAAUGGACAUUGUCACAAAGCAGCUUUACAGAAAUAAAUGGAUUCACAAAAAUAUAUUGUAAAUAUGUGAAUUUAUCCCUAAUGAGCAAGCCACUGGCGACGGUGGCAAGGAAAAACUCCCUGAGAUGAUAUGAGGAAGAAACCUUGAGAGGAACCAGGCUUAAAAGGAACCCAUCCUCAUCUGGGAUAGUGCAAUUAUAAAAAAAUCCCUUCUAUUAUUGUGUACUAUAUGGACAAAUAGUGCAAUUGUGCAACCAAUAAAUUCAUCACAGUUUUUGCAAGAAGUCCGGUUGGUUAAAAUCAGAUUGUGAGGUACCUCUUCAUAAAAUACUUAAAUUAGCACUUUCACAAAAAAAAAAAAAAAAAAAAAAAAGCACCUCCCCAACAGAGUUUUGGACUGAUGGUAUUCCUAGUUUGUGACCUAGCAAUAUCAGAAUGUAUUUUUGAUAGACUUCAAAGCACUAUUGUAAGUCGCUCUGGAUAAGGGCGUCUGCCAAAUGCCAGAAAUGUAAAUGUAAGGUAAGUUUUUGUCCUCUAAUGGUUAAGGAUAAUGUACUUUGCGUGCAGAGAGCAAGCAGGGACUCCGGCAAGACUAGCUAUGACAGCAUAACUAAAAGGGAGAGCCAGAAGCUAACACAGACAUGAGGGCACCCUGGGAUAUAAGGCAGCAGCCACUCCACCAUCCACAAACCAGAGUGAACGUGUGAGAGUGGGGGGGCGACAGCAUCCAAACAUCCCAGUUCACCACAACACUCUAUGCCUAGGAAACCCUCCAGACCUGCCCCUGUACCUAAGAAAAAACUAUUCACUAAAGGCUUGACUAAACAAAUAUGUUUUCAGCCUAGACUUAAACACUGAGACUGUGUCUGAGCCCCGAACACUAAGUGGAAGGCUGUUCCAUAACUGUGGGGCUUUGUAAGAGAAAGCUCUACCCCCAACUGUAGCCCGCAUUAUUCGAGGUACCAACAAAUAGCCUGCACAUUUGAUCUGAGUAGGUGUCGCGGAUCAUAAAAGACCAAAAGUUCACUGAUGUGGUCAUAUCUUCUGGCUCUAGUAAGGAUUCUUGAUGCUGCAUUCUGGACUAACUGGAGCUUGUUUAUGCAUCUACUGGAACAUCCAGACAGUAAGGCAUUACAAUAAUCCAACCUAGAGGUAACAAAAGCAUGAACUAGUUUUUCUGCAUCGUGUAGUGACAUUAUAUUUCUUAUCUUAGCAAUAUUUCUGAGAUGAAAGAAAGCGAUCCUAGUGAUAUUAUCUACAUGAGCUUCAAAUCAAUGACUAGAGUCGAUAAUCACACCAAGGUCUUUUACUGCUGCAUUUGAUGAAACAGAAAGACCAUCCAGAGUUAUUAUGUAAUCAGAAAGCUUACUUCUAGCUGCAUGUGGUCCUAGUACAAGUACUCCUGUCUUGUCAGAAUUAAGUAAGAGAAAGUUAAUAAGCAUCCAGGUUCUAAUGUCUUUUACACAUUCCUCAACUUUAUUAAGCUGGUGUCUGUCAUCUGGCUUUGCUGAAACAUGCAACUGUGUAUCAUCAGCGUAACAGUGGAAGCUAAUACCAUGUUUACGGAUAUUUUUGCCCAGAGGUAGCAUAUAUAGAGAAAAGAGCAGUGGGCCUAAAACAGAGCCUUGCGGGACACCAAAUUUUACCUUAGUAUGAGAAGAGAAGUCACCAUUUACGUUUACAAACUGAUAACGAUCAGUCAAAUAAGACCUGAGCCAGGAGAGGGCUGUUCCCUUACUACAUGCCUACUACAUUUUCCAGUCUAUCGAGGAGAAUAGCAUGAUCAAUGGUAUCAAAAGCUGCACUAAGGUCAAACAGCACAAGCAAGGAGACACAAUCCUGAUCAGAGGCCAGUAGUUGGUCAUUUACCACUUUAACCAGCGCUGUCUCUGUCCUAUGAUGAGGCCUAAAUCCUGACUGAUACAUUUCAUGAAUGUUAUUCCUAUGUAAGUGUGAGCAUAGCUGCUGUGCUACAACCUUUUCUAGGAUCUUGGAGAUAAAGGGGAGCUUUGAUAUUGGUCUAUAGUUGGACAGCUGUCAGGGGUCAAGGUCAGGUUUUUUAAUCAAGGGCUUGAUAACUGCUAAUUUAAAAGAUUUAGGUACAUAGCCAAUGCUAAGGGAAGAAUUGAUUAUCUUUAAAAGAGGUUUGAUUGUUUCAGGAAUUAUCUGUUUGAGGAAACAAGUAGGUAAAGGAUCUAGUAUACAGGUUGAUGAUAUGGAUGAUGAAAUUAGUGAAAUUAGUUCAGCCUCUUCAAGGGGAGUAAAAUGUUGCAAUUGUUGAUCUAAUAUUAUUAUAUUAUCAUCUACAGGGUUAGUUAUAAAACUGUCCGGUUUUAAAUUAAUAGUCUGAAUUUCUUGCCUGAUAUUUUCAAUUUUACCAUUGAAAAAAUUCAUGAGGUCAUCACUGCAAUAUAAUAACCAGUUUGUCAUUUAUUAAAGAACGACAAGUCGUACGUUUUAUCUAUUUAUAGUUACAUCACAAACUGUGGAACAUCGGCUAAGCGAGUUAGUUCCUGUUGUACUGCAGUUGUUCCCUCACCUGCCUCUCUUUUUUCUCUCUCUGGAACUUAAGUCCUUUCAGCUCACGUACACUUUGUACAUGUAACAAAAACAUAUUAGGUUUUUCCCAGAUAUGAGUGUUAGAACUGGCUAAUAUGAGGAUAUAAUAUGAAUUAAUUGUCAUGACACCUGAAUAUUCUAAUGUACUGUAUAUCAUGAAAAUGUAUGUAUGUGGAAUAAAGUGCAGGUUUGUGCAAUACAAUGCUGUGCAACCUCGAGCUGAGGUAGUUGAGUGAAAAAGCUAACAAUACAGUAAAUAUUUAUAAUUACGGGAUAUUCUGUGUGUAUUAACAGGAAUGUUGAGGGUGUGGGUGUUGUGCUAAUAAAUCCAAGGUCUGUAUUUAUAUGUGUUACAGGUGUGGGGAUGAUCACAAGAUCUGAUGUAACAUAUUUGUUGAAGAAUUUUCCUGUUAAGAUAAUAUAAGAUAAUAAUGAAAAGAA
This is a messenger RNA of Pangasianodon hypophthalmus (striped catfish), 5583 nucleotides long. Its product is annotated as N-acetyllactosaminide beta-1,3-N-acetylglucosaminyltransferase 3-like. The coding region runs from base 849 to 2057 and encodes 402 amino acids. NCBI's taxonomy places the organism in Eukaryota, Metazoa, Chordata, Actinopteri, Siluriformes, Pangasiidae. The transcript is spliced from 2 exons. Gene Ontology annotation, cellular component: membrane. Gene Ontology annotation, molecular function: hexosyltransferase activity. The record is from RefSeq and is a predicted model, not a curated record.